Leptopilina boulardi is the source of this 362-nucleotide messenger RNA. RefSeq names its product odorant receptor Or1-like. Gene Ontology annotation, cellular component: plasma membrane. NCBI's taxonomy places the organism in Eukaryota, Metazoa, Arthropoda, Insecta, Hymenoptera, Figitidae. The record is from RefSeq and is a predicted model, not a curated record. Bases 81 to 362 code for a protein of 93 amino acids. The transcript has 3 exons. Gene Ontology annotation, molecular function: olfactory receptor activity; odorant binding. Gene Ontology annotation, biological process: detection of chemical stimulus involved in sensory perception of smell; sensory perception of smell.
UAUCAAUUGUCAAUAUUUGUACACUCGUAUUCAGUUUAUCAAACAAAAGGGAAAUUAACGAUAGAUUUUUUAUUCAAAUUAUGGAACUAGCUGGUUUUUUAUUUCAAAUAUUUCUUUACUGUCAUUUUGGAAAUGAAGUUAUGUUAAAAAGUUUGAAAUUAUCAAAUGUUAUAAGUAUGAUGGAUUGGACAGAUUUAACAAAAAACACAAAACAAGGACUUCUUUUAAUUGGUGUACGCGCUAGUAAUCCAAUAAUUAUAACAAGUGGUUCAAUUAUACCAAUGAAUUAUGAAACAUUUUUCAAAAUUUUAAGAGCAUCUUACGCAGCUUAUAAUUUACUUCAAAAGGCAAACGACGAGUAA